Molecule: messenger RNA, 348 nt
Organism: Phytophthora sojae
Lineage: Eukaryota; Oomycota; Peronosporomycetes; Peronosporales; Peronosporaceae
Exons: 1
Biological process (GO): regulation of DNA-templated transcription
Cellular component (GO): nucleus; chromatin
Molecular function (GO): protein binding; histone H3K36 methyltransferase activity
Source: RefSeq, a predicted model, not a curated record
CCCCGUGGGGCUUUCAUUAUCGAGUACGUCGGUGAAAUACUGUACGAGAGCGACGCCAUUGAACGCGCCAGCCGACGGUAUCAAGCAGCCUUCCGCACCCUGGCUGACUGGAAUGGAGGAACGAAAGUAUACGUUGACGCGCUGUCGUGCGGCAAUGAGAGUCGGUUUAUUAACCACUCUUGUGAACCGAAUUGCGUAAUGAACGAGUUCAACUGGACGAACACGACCCGCCUCGGGAUAUUUGCGGCGGCCGAGAUACCUCCUCUUCAGGAACUCACCUUCCGAUACAGCGCUCGCAACCGAGAACUCUUCAAUUGCCAGUGCCUUGCUCACGCUGCGGCUUCUUAA